Molecule: messenger RNA, 1528 nt
Organism: Neltuma alba
Lineage: Eukaryota; Viridiplantae; Streptophyta; Magnoliopsida; Fabales; Fabaceae
Product: annexin A13-like
Exons: 5
Coding region: 36-1004 (322 amino acids)
Biological process (GO): response to salt stress; response to cold; response to heat
Cellular component (GO): cytoplasm; plasma membrane
Molecular function (GO): calcium-dependent phospholipid binding; phosphatidylserine binding; calcium ion binding
Source: RefSeq, a predicted model, not a curated record
CUGAAGCGAGCCACCAUUUCCCCUGUUUUCCUCUUAUGGCAGCUAAUGUUCUUCCAACGGCUAAUCUCAACCUGGAGCUUGAUUGUAAGACCAUUCAUGAUUCUUUGGGAAGCUUGAGCCAUUUGAUUCCUUAUCUUUCUCGUCUGACUCAAUCUCAAAGACAACAACUCAGAAAGACCUAUGAGGCAGCGUAUGGUGAAGACUUGAUAGGUCAUCUUCAAAGAUACGAAGCAGAGGUUUCGUCUGUGAAAUCCUCUGCUUUGUCCCUGUGGAUGCUUAACCCGCAUGAUAGGGAUGCUAUUAUAUCCAGGGAAGCCCUCCAGCAAGACGACACCAAUUUCAAGGCUCUGGUGGAAAUCUUUGUGGGUCGGAAAUCAAGUCAUAUUCUUUUGAUCAAACAGGCAUACAAUAGAAGAUUCAGAAGGAACUUGGACCAAGACAUUAUCGAUCUGGACCCUCCUCAUCCCUUUCAAAAGAUUCUUGUGGCAUUGACUGCAUCACACGAAGCUCACCAAACUGAGACUAGUCAGCAUAUAUCCAAGUGUGACGCAAGGAGGCUCUAUGGAACUGGAGAGGGAGGCUCAGGAGCAAUUGAUGAAUCAGUGGUACUUGAAAUUCUCAGUAAGAGAAGCAUUGCCCAGCUGAAGCUGACAUUUUUAAGUUAUAAGCACAUAUAUGGACAUGACUACACAAAGUCACUCAAAAGGGGAAACAGUCUGGAAUUUGAGAAGUCUCUUAUUCUGGUUGUGAAAUGCAUCUGCAAUCCGGCAAGCUACUAUGCAAAGGCACUGUACAACAGCACCAAAGGGGGAACGAUUGACACAGGAACUUUGGUACGGACACUAAUCAGCAGGGCCGAGAUAGACAUGGACGAGAUCAAAAGGGUUUUCAAGCAAAAAUAUGCGAAGGAACUUGGUGAUGUAAUUUAUCAAAGCAUUCCAUCUGGAGACUUGAGAGACUUUCUGGUUGCUCUGGCCACAAGAACCACCCAUUCUUCUACUUAGGCAGCCUCGUCUGCUUCUACAUCCUAUAGCAGCAAAGCAAGUUGGUAACAGGGAGAGUUGGUCAGUACGUAAUCAUGCUAAAAUAUUCACUCCUUUGUUCGUUCUGCACGCUGUAUAUCUCUUUCCACAUACGUGGCAUGACUUUUCAUAUUGGAGAGCGCACACUGAUUCAACUAAUGCAAUAAGAAUACAAAUAUGGUGAUAUUGCUUCACUGCGUCAAAAGCUAUUAGAAGAAAACGUGAGAUCCAAUUGGCAGGCAAGCCCUUGGAAUGCACAAGAAAGUAGGAAUUGAAGAACGUUCAAACAAACCCAUUACGCGGGGUUCCAAAUCCACAACAAUGCAUUGGCUGGGCAAUGAUAUCAUAAAGAAGCCGUAUAUCAGAAGCGAUUUGAGUUGGAAGCUAUUUUUCCCAAUAAGAUUAAAGGAUUUUGGUUACUGAGAUGGUGCUUAAUUACUUUCCUCGACACUUGUACCGAUCCUACAAGUGGCAUGUCCAGGAAUUGAUGAUGAGGUUUUGAAAAA